Messenger RNA from Telopea speciosissima, 1091 nucleotides. RefSeq names its product hypersensitive-induced response protein-like protein 1. The transcript has 6 exons. The record is from RefSeq and is a predicted model, not a curated record. The coding region runs from base 128 to 985 and encodes 285 amino acids. NCBI's taxonomy places the organism in Eukaryota, Viridiplantae, Streptophyta, Magnoliopsida, Proteales, Proteaceae.
GGGCUAUAUAAAUCUGAAUCUAUUUGUUCGACUUAUUCCUCUCUUCUUACAUUCGUGGGUUUCUCUUCUUCUCUUCGCCCCUUUAGCAAUUCCGGUUGUUUGAUAAGACAGAGCUUAAGCUGGGAGUAUGGGCAACCUUUUCUGCUGUGUUCAAGUUGAUCAAUCCACAGUAGCUAUCAAGGAGAGAUUUGGGAAGUUUGAGGAUGUGCUUGAGCCAGGAUGCCAUUGCUUGCCUUGGGUCCUGGGGAGCCAGGUAGCUGGGCACCUCUCCCUUAGGUUGCAGCAGUUGGACGUGCGUUGUGAGACCAAGACAAAGGACAAUGUAUUUGUCAAUGUUGUCGCAUCUGUGCAAUACCGUGCCUUGGCUGAUAAGGCCAGUGAUGCUUUCUAUAAAUUAAGCAAUACAAGAAGCCAAAUCCAGGCCUAUGUUUUUGAUGUGAUCAGAGCAAGCGUUCCUAAGCUGAAUCUAGAUGCUGCUUUUGAGCAGAAGAAUGAAAUUGCAAAAGCUGUAGAAGAUGAGCUUGAAAAGGCUAUGUCGGCUUAUGGGUUUGAGAUCGUGCAAACACUGAUUGUUGAUAUAGAGCCUGAUGAGCAUGUGAAGCGGGCAAUGAAUGAAAUCAACGCUGCUGCAAGGCUAAGGUUGGCAGCAAAUGAGAAGGCGGAGGCUGAAAAGAUUCUUCAAAUUAAGCGAGCUGAGGGUGAGGCGGAAGCAAAAUAUUUGUCAGGGUUGGGUAUUGCUCGUCAGCGUCAGGCUAUUGUGGAUGGUCUGAGAGACAGUGUACUAGGUUUCUCAGUCAAUGUUCCAGGGACGACUGCAAAAGAUGUUAUGGACAUGGUCCUUGUCACUCAGUAUUUUGACACCAUGAAGGAGAUUGGCGCUGCCUCUAAGUCAUCUGCCGUUUUUAUCCCUCAUGGACCUGGUGCUGUUCGUGAUGUUGCAACCCAAAUUCGUGAUGGACUGCUUCAGGCAUCAUCUCAUCAGUAAUUAGGAUAAUUGCACUGUUAUCUUGGUCUAUGUUUGAAUGUGAAUAUGUCAUGUCCAUUUGCCUUCUGUGUGGUUUGUUUAAAAUUCAACGGCCAGCAGUUUUCCU